AUGGAAACGUUGGCGGAAACGAGUCUUCCGGCAGGAUUGCGACGCACGGAACCUUCCUCCCUUAUUCCGACCUCACCAGAUGGCGAACAAUCGCCACGAAACAGUAAUCCCGGCUCGGUACUGGCCAACAUCAUCGGUACCAGUCCGGGUGGUAGCAGCAGCGCGCACAACCUGCUCGAGGAUCAUUCACAGUCGUCGCAGGAGGAUAGUGGCAGUAUGGUCAGUCCAGUGCCGCAUCCCGAACCGGAGGAAACGAUCGAAAACAUUGAGAAGGAACUAAGCGAAUCGUGCGUGGAUACCGAUUCACAACCGGCGUUGGAUAUUGGUCAUGGGAAACGGACCAAUGCAACGAUUGCGCAAGGAGCUGCUGCAUCAACGUCCUCCCCAACUACGUCUGCUACUGGUGGAAAAGGCAGUGAUGCCAACGGACAGUCAACUGUUGCUGUUGGCAUGAUGGCGGCUAGUGCAAUGGGUCCGGGUACAACUUCAUCCGCAGUGUCAAACGGUAGAAGCUUACCGAAGGUGACACCGAGUGGUGGUAAACCGAUGGCGAUGCGUAACUUUGACCGCAAGAUGAAUAAGUCACGGGGGCGACCGAAACGCAAAGCAAUGGUAGCCUUGUAUCAAAGUGAGAUAAGUGAAAAUAAAAUCGGCAUUAAGCUGUGUAUAAAGAAAGCAUCUGAUGCAACAGUACAACCAAAGAAACCGAUCCGCAAGCGUGCCCGUAAACCCAAGAGCCUUAACGAGGAUAGCUCGGACGAGACGUCACCGGAGAAACGAAACCGUCGGAACGAAAAGCCUCGGAAAACGAACAACAACACCGAGAAGCGAAGUGCCGAGGAAGAGUAUAAGCCACCGGAAGAUCAAAGUGUUUGGGCGAACGAAGUACCGGACCCGGUACUGCAUGCGAUCUUCAAAAACGUUGUCCAGGAUGAGGGAAGCUUACCCACACUGAUACGUUUGUCGAGAGUUUGUUCGAGCUGGUACAAAAUGUCGCAAAAACCCUCCCUAUGGCGAACCGUGGAUCUUGGCAUGUGGGCGAAAGAUCGGUUCAAAACGGAGCCGAAGCUAAAAUGGCUUAUCGAGAACCGUCUUAAGCAGGCGACCGAAGUGGGUUUAGCAAACUGGAAGGUAACGAAUGUGCAAUGUGUGCUGGAUAAGUUACUCGAGGCAGCGCCCGGGCUGAUCAGCAUAACGCUCACCGGCUGGAAAGCGUUAUCUUCCGAUCAUCUGCUCUUUCUAGUGCAAAACUUUAAAAAUCUUCAAAGUCUCGAUCUCAGCUCUAUCAAUGCUGAGGUAAACGCCAAUAAAACGGCUGUUGGCCAAACGUCCUUGUGCAAUGCCAUUACGGAAAUGGGAAGCAGGCUUACUCAUCUUCAUUUGGCCCACAAUCGGCUCGGUGGUAUCCCGCAAAUUGUGAAAGCCCUCUCGACGAACUGUCCGAAUCUGGUGCUGCUGGAUCUGUCCAACGUGAACACGGUUGCCAUAUCGCACGGUAUACUGCAUAUCGAGCAGCUUCAGCACGGUUGCCAGAAGCUGAAAGUACUCCGGAUAACGAACUCACACAUCAACCUUAGCACCGCAUCGUUACAGGAGCAGAUGGAAUCACCCGGUUUCCCCGAACUAGAAGAGCUUUCCGUUGCCUCGCUCGCGGAUGAAGCGCGUCUAUUUAAUGACGAGUUUCUGCAGCGCAUCCUUAAAACCAGUACAAAGCUGACGCUACUAGACGUCCGUGGUUGCGCCCGCCUUACGCACGACAGUCUCAUCCGGUUGCCGACCUGGGAUUUGAAGCAUCUCUUCCUAUCUGGAUGUUCCAUCAACCGAGACAUGGGGGCUGGCCUAGAGUUAAUUGCAUCGAAAUGGGCCCACAGUUUAAUCGAGUUCGAUCUGGCGUGGGCAAGCGCCACCAAACCGCUGGACGAUGCACUGAAAGCCCUCGCGGACAAGGGUUCCGAAUCGCCAUUGAAGUACCUCAACCUCUGCGGAUCAUCGGUUUCAUUGGAAGCGGUAAAGGAGGUACUUGCAAAUUGUCCCCACAUUAACGCCAUCAAUCUCGCCUCGUGCCGGGGACUGCCGCGCGGUGUCAAGCGGUUACUGCAGGGCGCACAGGAAAUUGCGGAACUGCGAGAAAACCUUGGCGUUACGUUGAAGGGUGCAUCUUCACAAACUUCCUCCUCUCCAAGCGAUACCUAA
Molecule: messenger RNA, 2193 nt
Organism: Anopheles marshallii
Lineage: Eukaryota; Metazoa; Arthropoda; Insecta; Diptera; Culicidae
Gene: Fbl6
Product: F-box/LRR-repeat protein 6
Exons: 9
Coding region: 1-2193 (730 amino acids)
Cellular component (GO): SCF ubiquitin ligase complex
Molecular function (GO): protein binding
Source: RefSeq, a predicted model, not a curated record